CUUAAAUUUUGUUAAGUGGAGCCAUAAACUUUUUAUUAUACCGCUUAAGUGCUGCCAAAAAUUUCACGAACCUAUUAAAACCCCAAAAUACACCAUUACCUAAGGCAUUUGAUAACCUCUGCCUCUAGAAACUCUAAGGAAGAGAUUAUCUUUCUAGAUUUUCUCUUUUAUUUGUUGCUCUCUUUGCCAUCUUCCUGUUAAGAAGAUGGCUUCGCAAACAAUAGGUGGGCGCUCGUACGGAAGUUCACUAAAUUACCGUUCUGUUGGUUCACAAGAUCCCAUUUCCCCUGCUCGCUCACCUACACAUGUUGCAAAUUCUCAACCAAGUGUGCAUAUGGAAGACUCGUAUGUAGUUCGUACAUCUUUACCCAUGCUCCAUCAUUCUCGAACGAAUGGAUCUAAAUGGUUUAAACACAACACCGAAGUGUCAACUGCAAUCAGAAAGAUCAUUCAAGGUUGUUUUAAAGGACCAUGGUACUCUUGGAAAAAAGUGCCACCUUAUUAUAAGCGAACAUGGUUUUCGAUGUUUAAGAAAAAGUUCAAUUGGGAUGCUUCGAUCAACUAUUCAGUUGAAAAGGAGUUUAAGAAACUUGCUGCCUAUCGCCUCAAAGGAAUGGUAAGUAUUGCAAAGAAAGGAGGAGUAAAACCUGACUGGAUUUUGUCUGACUAUUGGACCACUAUGCAAGCUUAUUGGGCAACACCAAAAGCUAAGAAAACGAGUGCGAGUGCACGUGCUUCUCGUUUGUCUGAUCGCAAUGGUUUAGGUCCGCAUCGACAUAGAGCGGGUUCAUGUUCAUAUGCCAAAGUUCAGGAUGUGCUGGAAGCAAACAACGAAGACUUCUCUUUUAUUGCUAUGAUGAAGAAAACACAUCAAAGACCCGAUGGAACUUACGUUGAUGAGCGAGCUCGAUUGGUUGCCGAAACCUAUGAGAAGCAUGUAGAAGAACGCUUGGGACAGCUCGAAUCUUCUGGUAUAGAGAAUGUAACUCUUGAGAAUCUUGACCAAUGUGAGAAAAAUGAGAUUUAUGUCAAGGCUGCUGGAAUGUCUAAACAGGGACGUGUCUUUGGACUUGGAGCAUUACACAGUAAGUUGGUACCAUCCUUUGAUGCAUCAUCGAAUGCACCAGAAGCUUCUGAAGAAGUGGAAGUAAUAACACAAAGAUUGCAAGAGGUGGAAGCAGAGCUAAAACAGAGUCGCGAAGAAAAUCUGCAGUUUCAGAAAAGACUUGAGAACAUGGAGAAACUUGUUCAGUCUAUCACAAAUCUGAAUGUCUAGACCUGGAUUCACCACCAAAAAGCUCCCCACUUUCCAUGAAGUUUAUGUUC
This is a messenger RNA of Brassica oleracea var. oleracea, 1326 nucleotides long. RefSeq lists its product as uncharacterized. Bases 206 to 1276 code for a protein of 356 amino acids. NCBI's taxonomy places the organism in Eukaryota, Viridiplantae, Streptophyta, Magnoliopsida, Brassicales, Brassicaceae. The record is from RefSeq and is a predicted model, not a curated record. The transcript is spliced from 6 exons.